Gadus chalcogrammus (walleye pollock) is the source of this 1230-nucleotide messenger RNA. RefSeq names its product synaptotagmin-1-like. NCBI's taxonomy places the organism in Eukaryota, Metazoa, Chordata, Actinopteri, Gadiformes, Gadidae. Gene Ontology annotation, biological process: calcium ion-regulated exocytosis of neurotransmitter; regulation of calcium ion-dependent exocytosis; regulation of dopamine secretion. The record is from RefSeq and is a predicted model, not a curated record. The transcript is spliced from 9 exons. Gene Ontology annotation, cellular component: axon; synaptic vesicle membrane; dense core granule. Bases 1 to 1230 code for a protein of 409 amino acids. Gene Ontology annotation, molecular function: calcium-dependent phospholipid binding; syntaxin binding; phosphatidylserine binding.
AUGUACCGCAUCCGACCGGCCCAGCGGGAGCCUGGAUCAUGUCCGACGCCUCGGUCCCGCCCCCUGCCGCGCUCGCCGUCAGCAGAACAUGUUGUGGACCAAUCAGGACACAGGUUCAUGAGUGACCACCACCACAUCCACAUGCCUUCGUGGGGCAUCGCAGCCUUGGUUAUCGUGUGCGGGUUCCUGGGGUUGUCAUGUGCCUUUUGUGUGUGGAAGAAAUGCUUGAAGAAGAAGGACAAGGAGAAAGAGAAGGAGAAGAAAAAUGACAAAGAGAAGGGAAAGGCUUGCAACACAGAAAUGAAUGGAAAAAACACAGAGCCCAUCAAGGAUGAAGGUGACAAAGAGACUGGGCUGUCAGACGCCAAACCAGAGGAAUUGGAGAAACUGGGAAGGUUACACUUCAGCCUGGACUACAACUUCCCAGAGAACUCACUGGUUGUAGGUAUUCUGCAGGCCGAUCAGCUCCCUGCCAUGGACGUGGGAGGCAGUUCUGACCCCUACGUUAAACUCUUCCUGCUCCCGGACAAGAAGAAGAAGUUUGAGACGAAAGUCCACAGGAAAACCCUGGAGCCUGACUUUAACGAGAUCUUCACGUUUAAGAUACCAUACACGGAACUCGGCGGAAAGACGUUGGUGAUGACGGUGUACGACUUUGAUCGCUUCUCCAAACACGACGCCAUCGGGGCCGUGCGAGUCCCCAUGAGCAGCCUGGACUUCAGCCACUCCCUGCAGGAGUGGAGGGACCUGCAAAAGGCAGAGAAGGAGGAGAGUGAGCGCCUGGGGGAUAUCUGCUUGUCGCUGAGGUACGUGCCAACAGCAGGAAAGCUCACAGUGGUGGUUCUGGAGGCGAAGAACCUGAAGAAGAUGGACGUAGGAGGGCUGUCAGACCCUUACGUGAAGAUCCACCUGAUGCAGAACGGCAAGCGAAUGAAGAAGAAGAAAACGACCACCAAGAAGCACACGUUGAACCCUUAUUUCAAUGAGUCCUUCAGCUUUGAGGUGACCUUUGAACAGCUAGAGAAGGUGCAAUUAGCGGUGACUGUGUUGGACUAUGAUAAGAUUGGGAAAAAUGAUGCCAUUGGAAAAGUGCUACUGGGCGGUAACAGCACUGGGACCGAGCUCUGUCAUUGGUCGGACAUGCUGGCCAAUCCCAGACGACCAAUCGCACAGUGGCAUGCUUUGAAACCAGAGGAGGAAGUCAAUGCUUUAAUGUCCAACAAGAAAUGA